UGUACACCUUACCUUCCUCACAAGACACAUCCUCAGAGCACACUGUUACAGACUAAUACCAGCGCCACCACCACCACCCAAACACUGCCCAGCCACCACACAGCUCCACUACAGCCCAAGGACUGCAGAAUGAGGACCUGGUUAAGGGCCCAGUGUGCUGAAUGUUCUGUGGUCCUCUUGGGUCUCAUAACGCUGACCUUAUCCUUGGGGAACAUCUCAAGUAGAGUACAGGAUGAGGGUGUAGCCUCUAACAGUCUGGAAGACGGACUAGAGGUGACUACUUAUUGGUGGGGGGAAUGGGCAAAAUGGACAGCCUGCACACGUACUUGUGGAGGGGGGGUCAUGUCUCAGGAAAGACAUUGUCUUAAGCAAAGAAAGAGAACAACAACUGGUAAGGACAAUAUGACAUGCACAGGAAGUGCAAAAAGGUACCAUCUCUGUAAUACAAAGGAAUGCCCCUCAACUGGAAGGAGUUUCAGAGAGGAGCAGUGCUGGUCAUUUAACUCUCAGGUGUUCAAUGGAAAGAACUACCACUGGAAACCCCUUUACCCAGAUGACUACGUUCAUAUUUCCAGCAAUCCCUGUGACCUUCAUUGCACUACAUCUGAUGGUCAAAGGCAGCUGAUGGUUCCAGCCCGUGAUGGAACCUCCUGCAAGUAUAGCAAUUACAGAGGCGUCUGUGUAGAUGGCAGGUGUGAGCCUAUUGGAUGUGAUGGCAUCCUCUUCUCUCCCAACACACUAGAUAAGUGUGGUGUGUGUCAAGGAGAUGGGAGCAGCUGUAGUAGGAUAACUGGUAACUUUCGCCGUGGAUCUUCCACGCUUGGAUAUUCAUUCAUUACCCAGAUUCCUGAGGGCUCAUGGGACAUCCAGAUCAUUGAGAGAAAGAAAUCUGCAGAUAUACUGGCUGUGACAGACCAAGCAGGCAACUUCUUCUUUAAUGGGGCUUACAAGGUGGACAGUCCACAGAACUUCCAUGUGGCAGGCACCAUCUUCAAGUACCGGAGGCCCACCGAUGUGUAUGAGACGGGGAUUGAGUACAUCGUGGCGAAAGGGCCCAUCAAUCAGCCCAUCAAUGUUCUGGUUUGGAACCAGAACGGUCGCAACCCUUACAUCACCUACGAAUACACAGUAAUGCGUGACCCUCUUACUCCAGUAUCCCAGCCACCCAUCUACACUGGCUCAGAUGGAGGAUCCAGCCACCAAGCCUCUAUUGAGAUCAACAAUGUGUCACCCCACAAUGACAGUGUGAGUGACAAGGUUGUCCCAGAGACACAGAGGAAUCAGGGGAAGAUGAAGAACAUUGGGCCUGGUGCAGUUGAUAAGCCUGGUGAGGAGACCAAUGAAGUGUAUGAGGAUGCAGCUGCUAUAGACUGUAAUCAGGAUGCCCCAACACCCCCACAAUAUCCAGAUGGAAAUACCAGCUGGCCAAGUGGAGUGGUUGCCCCUGGCAUUGAGCCUGCAAGCAGACCAGCAGAUGAGAUGGUGGAUUCUGCAAAUUUCAUAUGGAGGAUGUUUCUAGCACGUUGCACACUGCAUGUUAACAUUUCAACAAAUCAGCUUCUUGGUGAAGAGGAAAGCCUCGUCUCUGAAGGAGAGCCAACUGAGUUGGACUACAGCAGCUCUGAGCAAGGGAACCUUAAUGGUUCAUAUCUUGAGUUCUCACUGUCCCGCCGUCGCAAUGACACAGGAGAUCUUUUCCAGAACAGAACACUGAAUACCAGCUUAAGGAACGGCAGCCGUACCAAUCGCACCAGGAGUCAACCAAGAGUUACUGGGAAGAACAAAUUGAGUUCUGCUGAUAUGUAUCGUUGGAAACUGUCCUCUCAGGAACCAUGCAGCAUGACAUGCUCAAUAGGCGUGACAAGAUCCUUUGCAAUGUGUGUACGAUAUGAUGGUGUUGAGGUGGAUGACUCCUACUGUGACGCUUUAACUCGCCCUGAACCGGUGCAUGAUUUCUGUAUUGGAAGGGAGUGCCAACCAAGGUGGGAGGCCAGCAGCUGGAGUGAGUGUUCACGAACCUGUGGUGAGGGUUUUCAGUUUCGGCUAGUGCGUUGCUGGAAGAUGCUGGCCCCUGGUCUGGAUAGUUCAGUCUACAGCAAUUUAUGCACAGAUGCUGAGCUAGAGCGCCCUCCAGAGCGCAGGCCUUGCAAAAGCCCCACUUGUGGUCCACAGUGGGAGAUGGCUGAGUGGUUAGAGUGCCCAGCAAAAUGUGGUCGCAGAGGUUUGGUGACUCGUGAGGUCAGGUGCUCAGAUGAAGGGAGGUCAUGUGAUGAGACAACUCAGCCUCCAUCUUCCAAGAACUGCACUGGUCCACCAUGUGAUCGGCAGUGGACAGUCUCCAUGUGGGGCCCGUGCUCAGGUCCAUGUGGGCAGGGGAAGAUGGUACGGCAUGUGUACUGCAAAACCCCAGAGGGCCGGGUGGUGCCUGAGUCUCAGUGUUCACUAGAGAACAAACCACUGGCCACUCAUCCCUGUGGAGAUAAAGAGUGCCCACCACACUGGCUGGCUCAAGACUGGGAAAGGUGCAACACAACAUGUGGACGUGGUGUAAAGAGGAGGACUGUGCUAUGCGUUGGAAUAACGGGUGGUAAGUUUCAAAUCCAUGAAGAUGAGGAAUGUGAUGCUAGUAAGCGACCAGAGGAAGAGGACACUUGCUUUGAGAGGCCUUGUUUUAAGUGGUAUACCACACCUUGGUCUGAGUGCACCAAGACGUGUGGUGUGGGAAUGAGGAUGAGGGAUGUGAAAUGCUACCAGGGAAGAGAACUUGUUCGUGGAUGUGACCCUCUGACUAAGCCUGUUAACAAACAGACAUGUGCAUUGCAACCUUGCCCUACUGAACCACCAGAUGACAAUUGCCAGGAUCGUCCCAGCACCAACUGCUCUCUGGCUAUUAAAGUAAAUCUUUGCAGCCACUGGUAUUACAGCAAGGCCUGUUGCCAUUCAUGCCGGAAUCAACGUGCCACCUAGUUUUUGUCACAGGAGAAAAAGUAAAUGCACUUAAAUCAGGAUAUAAAGGGAUGAUGGAGAAAUUAUUAAGUAUCUAAUACAUACAGACAGUGGCAGACAUCUGGAGUCUUAGAACAUCUUGGUUUACCUAUUAAAUGAGUCUUUUUGUUUUAUUUUUUUAUCUAAAUAUAUUAAACUAUCACUGACGUCAAUAUGUUAUUAGCAAUAUCUGUAUUAUGACAAGUCCUACAACUUUGGGAUACAUUAAGGAAAAUUUAAAUUAUUACAUAAAAGCUUUGUGAAACGUAAUUAUAAAGCAUGAGCAGAUUUAUGAUCCAUCAAACUGGCAAUGAUGAUAGUCAUUAUUAAUUAUUACCUUGGGGUUAUCUGAAUACAAGCUGACUUUUCAUCUAGUGCUAGCUGCAAUGCUAUGCUGUUUUAUUGGCAUCUUAUUUAACUGUUAUUGGACCAUUGCUUUUCUAUUUUUUAUUUAUUAGUCAGAGCAGAUGUUUGUUUAAACAUCCCAUGUUCUCCACUCAUUCUAUUGAUCUGCAGUCAGCAGCUGUUUUUGACAGGGAAGCAGGGAAGAACAAACACCCAUGUUACUUGAUUUUAUUGAGACCUGUUAUGAGUAAUUGACCAUGUCCUGAGACUUGAACAUGUAAGAUUUUAAACUGUAUGCAAUUUAUAUACUACUCCUUUGUGGCACAGUUCAGUUAAUAUAAUACUCAUUGCUGUUACCUCAGGGGAAAAAAAAUCAAAAGUAAAUGUAAUUUAAUUUUACUGUAGAAAGAAAAUGCAUUUUUUGUUACCUCUCACAGUAAGAUAAGUAUGACUAUUUCUAACCCAACAGUAGGCAAUAUUUUUUACCUCCUGUAAAAUCAGGCAUAUUACAGCAUUUACUUUGAAAGCUUGAAUAAAACACAAUAACUUUUGACAGAUAUUGAAAUAACUGUCUGGUUUGAUUUAACUUAACCACUGCAGGUACUCAGCAAGUGUAGCAACAUUCAGAUCAUUCUACCCUCAAUGUGACAGAUUGUAAUAUGCUGUAUACUGUCAUUUCACAUUCCUUAUCUUCGACUUUUGCCAAAGUGGUGAACAGCAAUCUGUGUGAAAGAACUUGCACCAUCUGCUGGUCUAUUUAUUUAAUCACACUGACGAUGGAAAAGUCUUCCAAAUUCUUGUUUAUUAAAAUGACCUGACAGGAAUGUGUGGGUAUUUUUUUUUUUGCAGUCUAUAAAAGGUAAUUGUGGUAAAUCUUGUGCGUAAAUAAACUAAAUAAUGGAAAACAUUGACAAGAUGUAGAAUUGUUAGUGAACAUGUUUUUUUUAAUGUCAAGGUUGCUAAUUAUAUUUUGACCACUACACUAGUGCAUGUAAUUAUAUAAUAAGAAAAAUAAAUAAAUAAAUAUUACCUGUACUUUGACAAGCAGCCUGUGUCUCUAUCCUUUAUCUGACUCCACUCAUUCAUGUGCUUACAAAAUAAACUGACCAUCUGAUUGGUUCCUGCUUGGCAAUACAGUAUAACCUCGGAUUGCGAGUAACGUGGUUUGUGAGCGUUCUGCAAGACGAGCAAAUAUUUUUAAUACAUUUUGACUUAGAAACCAAUAAAGUCUUGGUUUACGAGUACCAUGUACCAUCAUGCUGGGUCUUAGUGCACGUCUCUCACUGGUAUAAUCAACAUCUGUG
Messenger RNA from Clarias gariepinus (North African catfish), 4634 nucleotides. It is a transcript of the gene adamtsl2, whose product is annotated as ADAMTS-like 2. The record is from RefSeq and is a predicted model, not a curated record. The coding region runs from base 130 to 2967 and encodes 945 amino acids. NCBI's taxonomy places the organism in Eukaryota, Metazoa, Chordata, Actinopteri, Siluriformes, Clariidae. The transcript has 19 exons. Gene Ontology annotation, biological process: extracellular matrix organization. Gene Ontology annotation, cellular component: extracellular matrix.